AUGGCCAAACUGUCGGACGAUGAAAUUAUCAACUUUAUGAAGGACAUGCUUAGCUACACGGUCAAGAGGGAACAGCUGUCAAGUCCCAACAGACAACUUGUUAUUGAGAUUUACGCUCAGUUUUUACAAGAGUUGGACUUUGAUGUCAACUCUAUCACCCAACGCGACUUUAUGGCUUGCGGCGAUAUGACCAAUGUCGAAGCAAUGGACGGAAUCCUGGUGCCAAUUCAUAUCUACACCAUUGUCCAGCAAUGUGUAGUGCACUAUGGCAUCCACGACAUGAACUUGAUGGACAUUCUCUCACCUAAACGCAGUCGAACUAACAGAAUCAUCAGUGCUUUGUGUUUCUUUUUCUUGAGAUACAGCGCAGUUAAGAAAGAAUGGCUGCGAUUGAAGAACGAAGGGCUUGCUAUCCGUACUGAAAUACUGCAGCUUAAGCAAAAAGAUCAAGAGCUGAAGCAUUUGAUAGAGGAAAAGUCUAUGCUUUUCACGUCACUGAACAAUAACUCGGAAGCUAUGGAAAAGGAGAAAAACGCUCUAAUCGAGGAGAACAAAAAGAAGAAGCGCGAAAGUGACGAGAAAUCAGAGCAAUUCAAGUUGACGAAAACUGAGAUACUUAAACUGGAAGACCGACUAUGUAGCGUCAACAUUGAAAUCAGCAAGGGGAAAGAGGAAAUCAAGCAACUGGAAGAGCUUAUCAUAAAGUCACCACAAAAGUCGAUUCAAAUUACCGCCGACAUGGAAAGGGCUCUGAUGGAGUUGAAGAAAGAGGUGCCUGAAAAGAAGCAACAGCUGAUGACAAUCAACAAAAUGAUCGACUGCUACAAGGCGGUCUUGACUUAUCUGAAACCAUCGACUGGGGACAUUAGCAAUUUGCUUAUCAUGCUCUCUUCUACCGACAAAGAAUGCGAAAAUUUGGAGAACAUCAAGCAAGAUACUUUGUCACUGAGGGAGGAAAUUAAGAGCAUCAAAAUUAAGAUGAGCGAAUGCCAAAAGGCCAAACAGGGCUGGCAGACAAAGAUAAACAAUUGGGCAAGGCAGCACCAGCGUAUUUUCGGUCAACUUGAAGGACUGAACAAUGGCCUGCAGGAGUCAAAGAAGAAGAAAUCGGAAGACAUUGCCAAGUUGCAGGGCCAGAAACAGUGGGUAGAAAAGGCAUUGAAGCAGCUUCAGAAUACUAAUGACAACCUGGACAAGGACUUUCAGGAGAUUGAGAAGCGCUAUACCGAUACAAUUUCCAAAUAUAAAGAGGAACUCAUAAAGCGCUUUUAA
Messenger RNA from Rhagoletis zephyria (snowberry fruit fly), 1272 nucleotides. The record is from RefSeq and is a predicted model, not a curated record. NCBI's taxonomy places the organism in Eukaryota, Metazoa, Arthropoda, Insecta, Diptera, Tephritidae.